GAGAUUUUUAUUUUUGAUGAAGGUUUCAAAUACAAGAAAGACUCAGUAUUGGUGGUGUCAGAAGACGAGUACAAGGAAUGCAAGGCAACUAAACCGCAACUCUAUUCCAACAACCAAGACACGGUUUUCAAACUAGACCGUCCCGGUUUGUUUUACUUCAUUAGUGGUGUCUCGGGUCAGUGUGAAAAGGGUCAGAAGAUGAUCAUUAAAGUCAUGGAGACCGAGUCUUCCCCAGAUUCUCCUUCUCCUUCCUCUUCUUUUUCCUCUCUUUCGGCUUCAACUCACAAGAAGAGCAGUGCAUUGAAAACUGCUGUCCAGUUCACUAGUUCCAGCUUUGUGGUUCUUAUUGUUUCGGUUUUGGUUUGGCAUUAGGUCAGAUUUUAGUUCCGGUUUAGCAUUCCAAAUAACUACACUGACCGGACCGG
This is a messenger RNA of Brassica oleracea var. oleracea, 425 nucleotides long. Its product is annotated as early nodulin-like protein 1. Gene Ontology annotation, molecular function: electron transfer activity. The record is from RefSeq and is a predicted model, not a curated record. The annotation marks the transcript as partial. Gene Ontology annotation, cellular component: plasma membrane. NCBI's taxonomy places the organism in Eukaryota, Viridiplantae, Streptophyta, Magnoliopsida, Brassicales, Brassicaceae. The transcript has a single exon.